Molecule: messenger RNA, 1801 nt
Organism: Toxorhynchites rutilus septentrionalis
Lineage: Eukaryota; Metazoa; Arthropoda; Insecta; Diptera; Culicidae
Product: guanine nucleotide-binding protein subunit beta-like protein 1
Exons: 2
Coding region: 466-1452 (328 amino acids)
Molecular function (GO): protein binding
Source: RefSeq, a predicted model, not a curated record
CAAAGCGCAAUACCGCAUCUAUUCCACAUAAACAAAAGGAGAACAAAGUGAAAGGAUGGUGUAAGAGAAUGAUGCCCCUUUUGAUUGUGCGGUACGGAAAAUAGACAACGGGACCGGCAUCGGUGGCACGGAGGAAAAGAUUGUACUGCAGCGCGACGGCAGCAUCUGCAGGUGCUCCUGAUACCAGUGCGAAACCACGUCGAACCCGUGUGAAGUCUUCCCCGGAUAUACGGCGAACGGUCGUGGGAAGGUCACAAGCGUCCAGACCCCCGCCUAAAACAAUGGAGUUCCAGCACCGGUAAAGUGGCAGCAAAAAGACUGAUAGCAAAUCGCAGCUACUUACCAAUCGGACAACAAAUUUGGCUAUUCGAAAUCGACGUCGUCAUCGCUUGACCUACUCUCCUCAGCGACAAAUAUUUGUUGACAACGCAAAAACAAAUUGCUCAAAAAAAUAUAUUUUUAAUAAUGGCACUGCUACCACCAGAUCCGGUGUACUGUCUGAAGUCUCCCGAUCUGAGCUCAUUCCACUCGCUAUGCUUCCACACUUCCGAGCGGCUGUAUGCCGGAACCACGAAGGGAACCGUCCAGUUGUGGGAUUUGCAGACCAACCGCUCCACUUACCAACUGUCAGUGGGUACCAGCCCGAUCAUCAACGUCGCACACACCGAAGAUGCCUUGAUAACUCAGGAAAAAGAGGGAUAUGUCAAGCUGUGGGAGCUGACCAACUCGGCGUAUGUCCUUCGUCACGAGUCCAUCACUGACCAUGUGGGCUUCUGCCGUUUUGUUUACCAUGGUUCUCCGCAGCGUGAUACGGCCGAUGCGCCGGCGGUGAUAAUCCCCAAAAACGGAUCCAACAUUUCCAUCCUCUGCGGUCGGACAUUCGUCGAACGUCAGCUCCUGGCCGUUUCGAGUCAGGAGGAGGCCCGUUUGCCACCGCUGGGUACCGUUAUGUGCUUUCUGCCCGUAGAGAUUAAAAACACAAGCUAUCUGCUGGCUGGCUAUGAGUCCGGAACAAUCAUUCUAUGGGACCUGAACACCGGUAAACCUCUCAGUCAUCUGCGUUUGGAGGAGGAGCAAUGUCUGAUGACAAUCGAUUACGAUCCGGUCACGAACAGGGGUGUGUGCGGAGGCUCCUCCGAUCGCAUCACCGUGUUUUCAAUCGAUCGCCAAAACAUGCAGAUCCGCAGAAGCUCGGAAAUUUCGGUCAAAAACGCCGGCAUCCAUCGCGUGCGGAUUCGCAAAGACUUGAAGGUGUUUUCCAGUGCCGGAUGGGACGGGAGGAUCCGGAUCUUCUCCUGGAAGAGCAUGCGAAUGCUCGCUGUGUUGAGCGUGCACAAGGGCGAACUGAUGGACCUUGUCUACUCGGAGGACAAGGUGUCCAUGUGGAAGGCUGUCAUCAUGGCCGCAGCCGGUUCCGACGGACAGAUCUCCCUCUGGGAUCUGUACAAAUAAGAGCCAGUAAUAAAACGUGUGCACGUUUCUUUUUAAACGAGUACUUUUUUCUUGCUUUUAUCAUAUGAGUUCCAUUUACUCUCCGUUACUUACGAAGCUACUUUGAGAGAGUACUGCUAUAAUCGUUAGAAUUAAUUUGUUUAUUACCGUUAUGUACAUCUAUCCAUAUAUGUUAUCAUGUUUACUACUCUUGUUGUUGACUCUGAGAAGAAAAAUCUGAUCGUAGCUUAAUAUAUUUCGAUACUUUCAAAGUACACACUUUUACACAGCUUUCGUUCUAAACAAUGGCGAAACUACGACUAGCGUAUAAUAAAUAUAUUACUAUUUUUACUACAUGUUUACAGAAAUA